Messenger RNA from Magnolia sinica, 2253 nucleotides. Its product is annotated as GPN-loop GTPase QQT2. The coding region runs from base 721 to 1950 and encodes 409 amino acids. NCBI's taxonomy places the organism in Eukaryota, Viridiplantae, Streptophyta, Magnoliopsida, Magnoliales, Magnoliaceae. The transcript is spliced from 7 exons. The record is from RefSeq and is a predicted model, not a curated record. Gene Ontology annotation, molecular function: GTPase activity.
AAUAGAAGUAUUGUGUAGCAUUGCUAUGGUGAAGGCCUUUUGGGUGGCUGUAGAUUGAUUUCUUUGGUGUGGCCCACCUGAUGAUUGGAUGGGACUGAUUUUUUAGGGCAUCCUAUCAUCACAGUGAAGGCCUUUUGCUGUUUUCGCACUUAUUUUUACUAUUUAUUGCAUUUUGUCAGAGGAUUUUAAUUAAAAAAAGAAAAGAAGAAGCAACGCGUAGCCUUGCUAUAGUGAAGGCUUUUUGGGUGGCUGUACACUGAUUUCUGUGGUGUGGCCCACCUGAUGAUCGGAUAGGCCUGAUUUUUGCGGCAUCCCCUCAUCAUGGUGAAGGUUUUUUGCUGUUUUAGUACUUAUUUUUACUAUUUAUUGUUUUUUGUCAGAGGAUUUUAAUUUUAAAAAAUAUAUAUAGAAGUAUUGUGUAGCUUCCGCUACACCCUGUAGAGGGCUGACCACUUUACUAUACACUACACGCUAUUUAAAACAUUAGUCAUAUAGAAAUCCCAACUGAGAUGGAGGGAGCAGAGGUGACUGAAGCAAGGGGACCAAAGAGACCGGAGCGAAACGAGGCAAGCAAGAAAGGGUAUAAAAUAAAAGCAGCUAGGCAAGCAAGAGAUGUGAGGCUUCGCCGAUUGAAACACCCAUGUAAUAACAACCCCAGUAGAAUUCAUGAAGAAAUAACCACAAGUUGCAAAAGUUUGAAACAGUAGUUAGGUACUGAAAAUGGAUAUUGAUUCGGAUCCCCAAAAUUCAAAGCCCAAAACUGCAGAGGAAGGUGUCCUGAUGCAAACAGAUAUGGAGGAAUCCUCGACCAGUGGGUCCAAGGAUAACGAAAAAGAAGAGCUUUCAAAGUCGAUGGGAAAACUACAAGUAGACGAAUCAGCACCUGAUAGUGUGGGGGAAUCAUCUAUAAACUUCAAAAGAAAACCUGUUAUCAUCAUUGUAGUAGGAAUGGCAGGCAUUGGGAAAACAACAUUUCUUCACCGUUUGGUAUGUCAUACGCAAGCUUCAAACAUCCGAGGAUAUGUUCUGAAUCUUGACCCAGCAGUCAUGUCACUUCCGUACGGUGCAAACAUUGAUAUUAGAGACACUGUUCGCUAUAAGGAAGUGAUGAAAGAAUACAAUCUUGGCCCCAAUGGAGGGAUUCUGACGUCUCUGAAUUUAUUUUCCACAAAGUUUGAUGAGGUUGUAUCAGUUAUUGAGAAGCGGGCAGAUCAGCUUGAUUAUGUUCUUGUGGACACCCCAGGGCAAAUUGAAAUAUUCACGUGGUCGGCUUCAGGAGCAAUAAUUACAGAAGCUUUUGCUUCGACCUUUCCCACUGUCAUUGCAUAUGUGGUCGAUACGCCUCGUUCAGCUAAUCCAGUAACGUUCAUGAGCAACAUGCUUUAUGCAUGUAGCAUACUCUACAAGACGAGGCUGCCUCUCAUUUUGGUAUUCAACAAGACAGAUGUGGCUCAGCAUCAGUUCGCGUUGGAGUGGAUGGAAGAUUUUGAAGCAUUUCAGGCAGCGAUAGAUUCUGACUCGUCAUACACUUCAAGCCUAUCAAGAAGCCUUUCCCUUGUUCUUGACGAGUUCUAUAAGAAUCUACGUUCUGUAGGAGUAUCUGCAGUCUCUGGUGCUGGAAUGGAGGCCUUCUUUGACGCCAUUGAAGCAAGUUCUAACGAGUACAUGGAAACUUACAAGGCUGAUCUUGACAAGAGACGGGCAGAAAAGGGGCGUUUGGAGCAGGAGCGCAGGCGGGAGAGCAUGGAAAAGCUAAAGAAGGACAUGGAGAAGUCCCAAGGAGAAACUGUGGUGUUGAGCACUGGUUUGAAAGACAAAGAAGCUAGUAAAAGCAUGAUGGAAGAAGAAGAAGAAGAAGAAGAGGAAGACGAGGACAUUGUGUUGUAUUCGGAGGAUGAUGUGGAGGAAGAUGACGGUGAAGAUGAAGAGGUUUCUCGUUUCUCAUUUUGAGGUACAACCCUGCGCAGUUUUUGUGAUGGCUUCUUUAGACUGUAUAAAGGAUCUUCAAGUGGUUGAUUGUGUACCAUUUCCUUAGGCAUGUGCUUUUGGGUGUUCUUGGUGAUACCCAUUUACAUCUAGAACAGUGUGUGCGCUGCAUCAGAAAACUGAAUUUUGGUGACCUUUUUGGACUGUGUCGAUUAUUACAUAGUAAAUUGAGUGUGGGUCACCCUAAUUUUCCAUCAUCUCAAAGCUUUAUAGGCAAUAUUCUUGUGUAAAGGAUCUUCAAGCGGUAGAUUCUGCAGCAUUUUCUCA